Messenger RNA from Microdochium trichocladiopsis, 1366 nucleotides. RefSeq lists its product as uncharacterized. NCBI's taxonomy places the organism in Eukaryota, Fungi, Ascomycota, Sordariomycetes, Xylariales, Microdochiaceae. Bases 256 to 1170 code for a protein of 304 amino acids. The transcript has a single exon. The record is from RefSeq and is a predicted model, not a curated record.
GCGAUGCUGGAAGUCGAUGGUCGCGAAACCCGUAGCGCGAGGGCAGUAAUUGCAGUAAGUUUGAACAGAGCCUGUUCAGAUGCCGUUCAUAUCUCAGCGUUCAGUAGGCAGGCCUCUUUUCAACAUACGGUAUACUUGCAUCAGGGAGCGUGAUCAAGCGAAAGACAGCGGGGCUUCUUAGUAACGUGACGAAUGUAGGUACGGACCAGUGUUGUUGCAAGAUCCGGAGCUGAUCUUGAGUAGGUCAUCAGACGAAUGCGAAUGACCGAUGAUUCUGCGUCUGCACAUACUGCAUCGAGUGCGUCUGAAAGACAUCUGGUCGGAAAGAGGCGAGUAGAACCAAAGAGAUCUCGAGUCCGGUUUGAAUUCAAACUGACUGGUUGCAAUAGCGCACUGCUAUGGUACAUGUUGCUGAUUGAUAUCAUUCACGGCCUGAAAAGCAACACCGCGCCAAUCUACUCAAUCAGCGAGCUAUCAAUUCGCCUGCCACAAAAGGGCUACCCAUUUCAGAUGAUCAAUGACGCACUACUUCAUGGUCAAGCUCUUCCAAAUGAUCUAGGCCAUCGCGAAGACGCUCUGGCAUUGUCCAUUGCGCUUCUCUCGAACAUCAUACGAACUCACAAGACGUGCUUUGGGCCGUUGAGCGUACUCAUUCGUCCAGAUCCGUGGAAUCCUUACCGGCCGCUCACCUGGAGAUCAGAGCUCGCGAGUGCUGUCGCAGUGUUCAACACCGCGCUCGCUCGGUGGGAAAGUCACUUCCUUCAACACGCGGACCAUGAUGUACUCGCCUUACACUACUUUACAAAGCUCUAUCUCAUAGUUCCGAGCAUCGCGGAACUUCCAAGCCUGGCUCGUAGCGGUUCGAUCCGUCCAGUGCAGUUGGCCGAACAAAUGACCAUCCCUGAUGAAGCAUUGGAAAUCGCGUGGGACGUCUUCGAGCACGUUGACUCUGCCAUCACGGUGAAGAAUCACAGAAUGUCGAUCUGGCUACCCGAAAUUACCUUCUUGUCAGCUCUGACUGUCUGGCACAGCCAUUCGAACAACGGCCAUCGGGGGAGAUAUGGUGGUAUUCGGUCACUCGCCAUGUACCAGAAACUCUUGCUACAGCUACCAUGGCCAUGCUGUACGGAGAUGGCGGCAGUCCUGGAUAAGGCUGCACGGCAAGAGUGACUUGCUCUUGAACCAGAAGAGAUUACGUUCAUAGAUAUGCACUUCUUAAUCUUAGCGACGAAGAGCAAUCGCUGCUCUUAGACCCCCGAUCCCGCUGCCGGCAACGAGCACCUUCAGCGGGUGGGCAUUGCCAUCUUGGCCACUGUGUUCUUGUUUAUGCGAGUGCGACCAUUUUUAGCGAAUGUUAAGGCGCAGC